Molecule: messenger RNA, 1365 nt
Organism: Mycotypha africana
Lineage: Eukaryota; Fungi; Mucoromycota; Mucoromycetes; Mucorales; Mycotyphaceae
Product: S-adenosyl-L-methionine-dependent methyltransferase
Exons: 4
Coding region: 1-1365 (454 amino acids)
Biological process (GO): peptidyl-arginine methylation
Molecular function (GO): protein-arginine N-methyltransferase activity
Source: RefSeq, a predicted model, not a curated record
AUGAGCUCCAAUGUGCCUGGUGUAGAACACCGGGAUCCUCAAUAUUUUGGCUACUAUGCUCAGCUACAACACCAACAAAAUAUGCUUCAAGAUACUGUUCGCACAUCAACCUAUCGAUCGUCCAUCUUGCUUAAUUCAAACUGUUUUAAGGAUAAAACUGUGAUGGAUGUGGGUGCAGGCUCGGGUAUCCUGUCUUAUUUUGCCGUUCAAGCCGGCGCUAAGAAGGUCUAUGCAGUGGAAGCGUCUGGCAUGGCAAACAAAAUGAAGAAAAUUGUAAGCGAUGCCAACGAAGGGAAAAACAACCCAUUUAUGAAAGACAAAAUUGAAGUUAUCAAUGCCAAAAUUGAGGACCCCGAUUUGCCUAUCCCUCAAGUCGACACCAUUAUUUCGGAACCCAUUGGGGUUCUGUUAUUCCAUGAAAGAAUGUUAGAAAGUUACAUUUAUGCAAGAGAUCAUUACUUAAAGCCUGGAGGUGCUCUCUUUCCAUCCAAGGGAAACAUUUAUCUUGCUCCUUUUACUGAUGCUACCCUUUGGAGUGAAACGAUGGCAAAAGCAAGAUUUUGGGAACAAAAGUCAUUUUACGAUAUCGACCUGUCAUCGCUCUAUAAAGAAGCCCGCGACGAAAUGUUUGGUAUGCCUGUUGUGGGCCACUUUGAUCCUCGCAAUUUGAUCACCACACCUACUUUGUUCGACGCUUAUCCUGUUGACUUUGCAACCACUACAAUUGAGCAAUUAUUAGAUAUGACCAUCCCUUUUCAAUGGACAGCUCAUUAUACAGGGCUUAUGCACGGUGUGGCAGGUUGGUUCGAUUUAAUUUUUGCUCCUCCGCCUUACAACGAGACAUCCAAAAACAACAACGACCUGACAUCCACUGUAAUUGAGAUGUCUACAGGCCCCGCUGCCGAUCGCACACAUUGGCAGCAAGUACGUUUCCUAUUCAAGGAACCAUUGGCUGUGAAUGCUGGCCAAAACAUUAGAGGCUGGAUGCGUUGUAUUGUGAAUGAUAUGCGUAGUUAUACCAUUUAUGUCGAAGUGACAGCUACAGACGGUAUCGAUUUGAGUUUGCCUGAAAAUGUUGACAAAGACCCUGAAUUUACAAAGCCAACAAAGGACAGGCCUUUGGUACGACGUGGCAUUUGGGAAUUACACGAACAAACUUACAACUAUAGUUAUACACCGGGAAUGAUGCCUGAAUACAAGCCUGAAUACGCUUGUUUAUACGACUCUGAAAUCAAUCUGGACAAUAAUGCAUUUAUCAAUAAUACUACCUCCACAAGUGCUACUGCAGCCAACAAUCUUCAUGCUAUGCAAUUGGAUUUGGAAGCGAUCAAUGUAAUGGAUCAAUAUGAAGAUUUUGUAAAUUAA